AUGGCCCAGACUCAGUUUACGCGAAGCUCGGAGAGCGACGCGUGGGCGCUGCUCUCUCUGAAGUCUGCGCCCCCGUCACCCUCCAAGGUGCAGUGGGCCCAGGAACCGGCCCCCAUCGCGAUCGCGAGGCUCGACGGCCGCGACUUCGAGUACCUCAUUCGCCAGAAGCGUGUCGUGAUCGGCCGGAACUCUAGUAGAGGCCAAGUGGACGUUAACAUGGGACAUUCGAGUUUCAUAUCUCGUAAACAUCUCGAACUAAUCUACGACCACCCUGAGUUCUACCUGACGUGUAACAGCAAGAAUGGAGUGUUGGUUGACGGCGUGUUCCAGCGGAAGGGCUCCGCCGCCAUGCUGCUACCCAAGAGAUGCACACUUCGUUUCCCUUCCACGAAUAUUCGACUGGAGUUCCAGUCGCUGGUGGAGGAGAGCGGCGGCGGGGCUGGAGGUAGCUCCGGCCAGAUGCCUCCGCUGCGCAUCACCAUCCCCUCAGACAGUGACGGCCGAAGCCCUGCGCCUUCGCCUACCGGUACAAUAAGCGCCGCCAACAGCUGUCCGACGUCGCCACGCGGAGCUGGUUCCUCGGGCCGACGGCACGCAGACCUCGGCCUCGUAGCUCACUACGCCGCGCUGGCAGACCAUGCACGGCCCAACUCUAAUGGGACUGCUGCGUCUUCCUCGAACUCUGACUCAGGCUACGGCAGCACGCGCGACGUGCGCGAGGCCCGCGAGCCCCGCGAGGCGCGCGACGACGCCAAGCCGCCGUACAGCUACGCGCAGCUCAUCGUGCAAGCUGUCGCCUCCGCGCCCGACAAGCAGCUCACGCUCAGCGGCAUCUACAGCUACAUCACCAAGCACUACCCUUACUACCGCACUGCCGACAAAGGCUGGCAAAAUUCCAUUCGUCACAAUCUAUCGCUCAAUAGAUACUUCAUCAAGGUCCCGCGCAGUCAAGAAGAGCCCGGUAAGGGCAGCUUCUGGCGCAUAGAUCCUCAGAGCGAAGGCAAACUGAUCGAGCUCGCCUUCCGUCCGCGGCGUCCUAGGGGCGUGCAGUUUCGGGCACCCUUCGGGCUCUCUUCCAGGAGCGCGCCGACGUCACCGUCGCAGGUGGGGGUGUCGGGGCUCGUCACGCCCGAGGAGCUCUCGCGCGAGCCCACUCCUGACCUCUUCCCUCCGGAGGAUCAGGACCAGCAGAUCAACUCCUCGGCGAGUCAGCAACGGUUGAGCAGCAAUAACAGCCAGUCGACGCAGUAUCUGUUCCCGCAACGUAGCGGGGUCAGCCAGAGUGCGCCCGGCUCGCCAGGCCACGGCCUUGCGUACAGCGCGGGCAGCGGCGCGCUAGUGAUGGCUGGACACCAGAUCACCGUAGUCACCAACGGAGCCGGCGGAGAGAGAGAAGAGAAGUACGUGGUGGGCACGACUGGUGGCAACCUGGUCUCCAUCCAGGAGGAGGAAGUGCCCGCCAACGUCGUCAUACACCAGCACUCCCCUUACUACGGCGGUGGCUACGGGUCUGGUGGAGGCGAGGACUGCGGCGCGGUGGGAGGCGAGCUCGUCAUCUCCGAGGCAGACCAGCUCGCGCACCCGCCGCACAAGCGGGCCAGGCACAACAACAUGUCGGAGCUAGAGGAGCGGCGCGCAUAUUGA
Molecule: messenger RNA, 1644 nt
Organism: Spodoptera littoralis (African cotton leafworm)
Lineage: Eukaryota; Metazoa; Arthropoda; Insecta; Lepidoptera; Noctuidae
Source: the annotation of a GenBank genome assembly